AUGAAGACUGGCGUGGAAUCUGGUGCGCCUGCAGUGCCUCCAAACCAGAACGACGUGGAGGCUGGUGCGCAUUGCCUCCCACUUGCGUGCGAUGCGGCGCCUCCACACGUCCAGACCAAGUGCCGGUCGAUCCCUUCGCUGGCGCAGCUCGUCGCUCAGCAGACUACGAAUCGCACGCUCCCGGAGAUCGAGCCGCUCGAGGUCCAUAAGCAGGUGGGAACGGACAGGCUCGGCGUCUGGGUCUGGCGAGCGCUGCUCCUGCUCUGCACUGCGACCUGGGGAUCAAAUUAUCCGUUGACAGAGAACGUCUUUAUCGCGCUCGGUCCGUCGGCUACGCACACCUCGCUCUUCCUCGCGGCCCGCUUUCUGCUCAGCGCCAUCGUGCUCGCACCCGCAGCGCUGUCUGCGUCCAGCUGGGCUGCCGUGACGGCGGGCGGCAGAGUCGGGGUGCUCUGUGCGAUCGGCUACCUCUCUCAGGCGGCGGCACUCGCGAUGGGCUCGCAGGCCGGGCAAAGCGCCUUCAUCUGCAGCUUGCAGGCAGUUGUGAUUGCCUUGCACUCCGCCCUCGCCGGCAACGGGAUCUCGCGCAAGACCGCAGUCGCUGUCGCCCUGGCUGUGUGCGGCGUUGGCUUUCUGGAGCUGCCUUCCAUCAUCGAGGGCGGGCUCAGCGCCCUCUGCCUCGGAGACCUCGUGGCGCUCGGGCAGCCGAUUGGCUUUGGAGCGUCGUACAUCGUCAUCGAACAGGCGCUCAAGGACCACCCAAACGACGCGCUGCCCCUCGCUGCGAUGCAAUGCGUCCUCGUCGGCGCUGCCACCCUCGGCAUCGCCUCUGCCACCGCUGGCGCAGCGCCGUGGGACCUUCCGUUUGGCAAGCUUCUGCUACCAAAGGCGGACGCGUCAUCAUUCUUCGAGGCGUGGGCCGUGCCAGCCACCGUCGCCUACACCGGGAUCUGGGGCACGGCGGCGACGAUCUGGAUCGAGGCUACCGUCCUCAAGAGGCUCCCCAUCGUCGACGCCUCUGUCAUCCUCAGCACCGAGCCGCUGUGGGCGACGGGCCUGGCGGCGCUGAUGCUGGGCGAGGUGAUUGGAGUCAACGACGUCAUCGGCGGCGCAUUCAUAAUCAUCGCUCUGCUUGUCAACGAGGGGUUGCUCCACCUGCCCGGGCAAGGGGAGGAGGAGAGGGCAUCGUCCUCCUCUAGGCUCACACGCCAGGCCGUCUGCAGUGCGGCUGCUUGA
Emiliania huxleyi CCMP1516 is the source of this 1236-nucleotide messenger RNA. RefSeq lists its product as hypothetical. Lineage: Eukaryota; Haptophyta; Isochrysidales; Noelaerhabdaceae. Gene Ontology annotation, cellular component: membrane. The transcript has a single exon. The record is from RefSeq and is a predicted model, not a curated record. Bases 1 to 1236 code for a protein of 411 amino acids.